AUGCAACAUCUUAAGGGUAAACUAAAGGGAGAAGCUGAACGUUUAGUGCAACAUCUACAUGUAUCAGCCGAAAAUUAUGACACCGCUUGGGAAAUUCUCAACCACAGAUAUAACAAUCAGCAAAUUUUAUUCACCAAACAAAUUGAAAUAUUUCUUAAUCAACCUAAUAUACAGAAACAAAAUUCUUACGAGUUGAGAAGAUUACAUGAUACUACUAUGGAAUGCAUUCACGCCAUCCAUAAUUUAGGAAUUGACACCACGACGUGGGAUCCUAUCCUGGUUCAUCUGCUGAUAAAAAAGUUUGACACGCACACAUACAGCGAUUACAUGGAAAGUAGGAAAGAACCUCGUAAAUUACCAGUAUUUGAGGAAGCUAUUGCAUUCUUAGAGGCUAAAUUUACAGCCUUGGAACCUGUAAAGAAACAUGACAAGAACACAUCAACAAUGAAUAACCCAGGUUAUUCUAAAUCAUUUGCUUACAAGGAAAAAUCAUCAUAUGUGCCUGGGAAGAAAACAGCAUUUACUAGAACAUCUAGCGUAUUUCAUUGUGUAUUGUGCAAUACCAACCAUGCGUUAUACCAAUGCAGCAAAUUUGAAUCUAUGUCACCAGAAGUUAAAUUGGCAACAGUUUCGAAAUAUAAUGUGUGCAAAAAUUGUUUAUUUGUGCACGAAAAAAAUAUCUGCAAUUCCACAAAACGCUGUAAAGAAUGCAACGCAGCACACAAUACAUUAUUGCAUGAAGCAUGCGUCAACCCCGAUGUGACCUCAAAUUCUACCAAGCUAUUCACACCAAGAAAACAGCAACAGAUGCGUCAGCAAACUGUUCAUCACUUAGCGGACAUCAGUAACGAGAUAUUACUCCCAUCGGUUCAAAUGCAUGUGUUAUGCAAAGACGGACAAUAUAUUAAAUUGACAGCGCUUCUCGACCAGGGUUCACAAAUAUCCUUGAUUACAGAGAAUGCGGCACAAAGACUAGGAUUACCCAGACGUCACUUUGACGGUACGAUCUCUGGCGUCGGUACUUUAUCAAACAAAUGUAAAGGGAAAAUUAACCUUCAGUGCAAAUCGAUUCAUGACGAUUAUACAUUUAAUACUGAUGUUCUGAUUAUGCCAAAAAUGAUUAAUCAUUUGCCGAACAAUUCAUUUGAUACUGCUCAUUACAAGCAUAUCAAUAACCUUCCACUUGCAGAUCCGGAAUUUAACAUAUCGAAGCCGAUUGACGUUUUAUUAGAUGCAAAAAUAUAUUCAGAAAUAAUAAUGAAUGGACUCGUAAAAGGUUCUCCACAAGAACCCAUUGCACAGCAGACAAAAAUGGGGUGGAUUCUAUCGGGAAAUAUUACACCAUCAUUUAAUUGUCAUGUCGUCAUUAAUAACAUAGAAGACAUUGCCAAUUAUUGGGAGAUAGAAGACAUUCCAUCUGACACUGAAGUGAAAAAUCUUACGCAGCAAGAUCGAUUCUGCGAAAAUUUAUUCAUGACAACAACACGACGUUUACCUAGUGGAAGAUAUGAAGUGAGGUUGCCAAUGAAGGAAGGGUUUGAAAGUAAGCUGGGAGAUAGCAAACCACAAGCAGUGGCUCAGUUCAAACAGCAGGAAAAGAGGUUCCAAAACGAUGACACUUUAUAUGACAAUUAUAAACGAUUUAUCGACGAGUAUAUUAAUAUGGGUCACAUGAAGAAGUGUGUUACUAAGACAAAAGUAAGCUGCAUACUUCCACAUCAUGGAGUGAUUAAAAAUGACUCUACUACAACGAAGCUUAGAGUUGUAUUUAAUGGGUCGAGCAAAACUACAUCAGGGUUCAGUCUGAAUGAUCUGAUGGAAUGUGGUCCGAAGCUCCAACAAGAUAUCCUGUCUCUUCUUCUGAGAUGGCGAAUAUAUAAAAUUGCAUUCACGGCAGACUGCGAAAAAAUGUAUCGUAUGGUGAUGCUUCAAGAAGACCAGCAGCAUCUGCAAAAAAUUGUCUGGCGGGACCAAUUAAUGAAACCGCUGGAAGAAUAUCAACUGUGUACAGUAACCUAUGGUACAAAAGCAGCGCCAUAUUUAGCAAUGAGGACGAUAAAACAGUUAGCAAGUGAUGACGCACAGAAAUAUCCCCUUGCAGGCAAAAUUUUGGAAAAUGACCUAUUUGUUGAUGACCUAGUUAGUGGCGCUCAUACCAUAGAGCAGGCUAAAAAUAUACAAGCGGAAGUAAUUGACAUGUUGAAAGGAGCAGGAUUUAACUUAAGAAAAUGGUCGAGUAACACGCCGGAGUUACUAAUGCAUUUGACAGAACACCAAUUAAAUCCAUCGGUAUUGGACUUCAAGAACGCUGACUCUACUAAAACACUUGGACUUAGAUGGAAUCCGGUUACCGACACAUUUACAUAUCAAAACAAAAUAGAUCGCGCAACCGAGACAUACACUAAACGUACUAUGUUAUCUGAUAUAUCGAAGAUUUUUGACCCACUUGGUUGGUUAUCGCCUGUCACAUUGAAAGCAAAGCUCAUAUUUCAACGCGUGUGGUCCACCGAAAUAGGCUGGAAUGAUACAGUUCCUCAAGAAAUCCAGGAAGAGUGGAAGUUACUGAGGGAUGACUUGGACAAUAUCAACUACCUUGAGAUACCGAGAUGGAUUGGUACAACAGAAACUGACAUCGAAAUACAUGGAUUUUGUGAUGCUUCAGAAAAGGCAUACGCAUGUGUUAUUUAUGCCAAAACCCGACAUGAGUUUCAACAGACAACAAUACAACUUAUAGCAGCUAAAACAAAAUUAGCGCCUGCCAAGAAGAAACUGACAUUACCACGGCUAGAACUUUGUGGAGCCCUACUAUUGACAAAACUUGUUGCAAAGGUCUUACAAACUUUUGCAAUCAAUAAAAUUCAUGCACAGACUUAUGCUUGGACAGAUUCCAUGGUGGUGAUUGGAUGGUUGCAUGGGAAUCCGUCACGUUGGAAUGUGUUCGUGGCAAAUCGUACACAACAAAUUAUAGCCGUUAUUCCCGCAGUACAAUGGAGACAUACAAAAUCAUCUGACAAUGCAGCAGACUGUGCAACUAGAGGCCUUACCCCUUCCCAGCUGAGAGAGCACUCAUUGUGGUGGAAGGGACCUACGUGGCUAAAGGAUGACGUUAAAGAAAAUACUCUAAAUAUAGAAGACCCGGAGAUUGAAAUCAAAAGAAAUCCCCAAGUAAUGACUACACAAUUAAAAUAUGAAGUUAUUGAAAACAUAUUAGAAAAAUACAGUUCUAUUACUCAUGCGGCACGUCUUGUCUUGGGUAUCGCGUUUCAUAACAAAUACUCGGUAUCGUAUAACUAA
This is a messenger RNA of Achroia grisella, 3294 nucleotides long. RefSeq lists its product as uncharacterized. The record is from RefSeq and is a predicted model, not a curated record. Bases 1 to 3294 code for a protein of 1097 amino acids. The transcript has a single exon. NCBI's taxonomy places the organism in Eukaryota, Metazoa, Arthropoda, Insecta, Lepidoptera, Pyralidae.